AUGUCUUCAACUUACAGUGGCUUUGACGAUUUGGAUGGCGAUACAUCAUCCGAUAGCGGUUUCGAGAAGAGCUAUGAAAGUCCAUUGAAAUUCCCAACUCAUCAGGAUCCGGUUGUUAAACGUCUUGAUUUCGGCAUGCCGCACGAAACGUCAUCCUCGUGCAUUGUUUCGCCCAUUUUGCCGCCUGACCCUGUGACAGAAUUGGAUUUUACGCCCAAAUUAGGAGUUACAACAUCGACUCCCGUGAAAAAAUCGCCCAAAACCCCAAAGGAUCCAAAUCGACCAAAGCGCAAAUAUGCCCAAGGCAAGGCACGGAUCACACGAGCUCGAAGUCCAACGCAAGUGCAAAAGAUCAAGAAGCAUCGUCGAGCAAAAGCGAACGAUCGGGAACGCAUCCGAAUGCAUACCUUGAACGAUGCUUUGGAAAAAUUGCGAGUUUCGCUUCCAACGUUUCCCGAAGAUACAAAACUCACGAAAAUCGAGACGCUGCGGUAUGCGCACAAUUACAUCUUUGCCUUGGAACAGCUACUUGAGCACGGAAAAUCCUUCCAUCUCGACAUGGAAAAGCUCCAAAAUUUCUCGUUGAGCGGCGAUCGAUUCACGAAGGAGAGUUUCCAUGCGAUUUUCAUCGAUCCACAGCCGCAAUAUCAGGGCGCCUACACAAACUGCCAUUUUUAUGGCAACUACCAAAGUCCUUCGUAUCCGAAUAAUUUCGCAAAUAACAAUUUCGCCGCAAACCCAAGUACCUCACAGUACAGCGAAACCCCCUAUUUCAACGAACAAAAGUACGAAAUGUUCAACAAAGCCUUCGAAACAGCCUCGGGAGGCACAAAAUUGCAACAAUACCCAACGCCGUCGUGUUAUCAGGAACGCAUCACGUCGCCUUGUUACGCCGGCGCCGCAGGAACAUCCCAACUAAUGGACCAAACGACGUUCAAUAAUACCUCGGGAUAUUAUUCGCCAUCGUCAACGACGUCGGAGGAGACACAACUGCACUACAACUCGAGUUUCUUCACGCAUACGCCGCCAUGGAGGGAGCCAGCAACCGUAGAUGCGGGUUUUACGGGAUUUCCGAUCUAA
This is a messenger RNA of Culicoides brevitarsis, 1080 nucleotides long. RefSeq names its product basic helix-loop-helix neural transcription factor TAP (gene tap). NCBI's taxonomy places the organism in Eukaryota, Metazoa, Arthropoda, Insecta, Diptera, Ceratopogonidae. The record is from RefSeq and is a predicted model, not a curated record. Bases 1 to 1080 code for a protein of 359 amino acids. The transcript has a single exon. Gene Ontology annotation, biological process: axon development; positive regulation of transcription by RNA polymerase II; sensory organ development. Gene Ontology annotation, molecular function: DNA-binding transcription factor activity, RNA polymerase II-specific; E-box binding; protein dimerization activity. Gene Ontology annotation, cellular component: nucleus.